CGCUUUCGUCAACCAACUUUUGGUACAGAUGAAUCUUUUUUUCUUCAGAAAAUCUUAUGGUAGGGAUAAAUGUUGACCAUGCGCUGUGAAACGUACCAUUCUCGCUAUCCAAACUGUCCAGUGUUCAUCUCGAUACCGCACGGGAAACCCAUCGAAUGUGUCGUAGCCGAGAACGAACGAGAAACGUAUCUAUUCAUUUAACACAUUCCCGGUGCGAUGGUGCGCCUCAGUUGCUGAUAAUCCGGACUCGAAUUUGGCAGCACAAACACGCGCUUUCCGAGUGGCUGAUCGUGAUCGUGCUAAAUGGUGCGCGGUAGUAGUGGAACUGAUCAUCAUCUCGGACACACGAUCGGGUACGAUCGGCUGUGCUGGCAGUGUAGUUCGGAUCGGCCACCUGCCGGAAUGCCGGUAAGGCAAGCGUGCGUGCGUGCGUUUCAGCAGGACGAUCAGUGAGCGAGUGAGUGAGUGAGUGAGUGAGUGAGUGAGUGAGUGAGUGACGGUUGAGCUACCAACGGGGUGAUGCUAAACGGAAGUACCGUACAGCCCCCGAUGGCGGACGCCCGGGUCGCAAUGGAUGGGACGGAUGGGGCCGCCCUCAACCUAACCGAGACGGAGGUGGUGAUGGAGCUGAUUGGCAAUUUUCUCAACUUCUACUACAUGCCACUGCUGGUGGUGGUUGGCAGCAUCGGGAACAUUCUAUCCGUGCUGGUGUUCUUCAACACGAAGCUAAAGAAGCUUUCCUCAUCGUACUAUCUGGCUGCGCUCGGCAUCAGCGACACGUGCUAUCUGGUGGGACUGUUCGUCACCUGGCUGAGCUUCUUUCAGGUGCACAUCUACACACGCGAACCGUACUGCCAGCUGUUCACGUACACGAGCGGUGUCAGCAGCUUCCUGUCCGUCUGGUACGUGGUAGCCUUCACGUUCGAGCGUUUCAUCGUCGUGCGCUAUCCGCUGAAACGGCAGAGCUGGUGUACGGUCCGGCGGGCGAAAACUAUCAUCGCCUGUCUCACGAUGGUUGGCAGUGUGCAUAGCGUACCGUACAUCUUCUACGCCGGCACACAAUACUCCGAGCGCAGCAAUGUCACCAUCUGCGAUAUGCGCAAGGAGUACACGUCACAAAUGGAAAUUUUCAACUACAUCGAUACGGUGAUAGUGUUUGUCGUCCCGUUCACCAUCAUCGUCGUCCUGAACUCCGUGACCAGCUUUACCGUGUGGCGUUUCGCUGGCUUGCGCCGUAACAUGACCCUGCCCAAAAGAAAACCAUCGAAUUUAGAAAUACGACGGCAGCUAAGCUUCCAAUACUUUUCAACCCAUCCCAACGGACGUAAUGGCAUUCUGAGGCGUUCCAGCAUGAGAGAAAACCGGAUGCUGCACUCCCAGAUGAAGGUCACCAAAAUGCUACUCAUCGUGUCCUCGGUAUUUGUGUGUCUCAAUCUGCCGAGCUACGUCAUGCGCGUUCGUGCAUUCGUCGAGACGGGCCAUUCGUAUCUUACCGUGCUGGUACAGUACUAUUGCUACUUAUUCUUCAUCACCAACUUUGGGAUCAACUUUAUACUGUACUGUAUUAGUGGGCAGAACUUUAGGAAGGCUGUGAUAGAAAUGUUCCGACGACAUCGUAAGAGCCGAGUGAAUCAGGAUCCGAUCAGCGGUUGCGGUACUCAAUCAGAACUUUUGCGUGCAUACGGAAACCUAGCACUGAGACGCACCAGUACCCCGAUGCUGUCUACCACAACCACCACCACCACAAACCGUACGGCGGAAACAUUGCUGUGGAAGGAUUAUGCUGACCCACCGGUUAUGAAUCUUCCCUGAUUCAUCACCCACGUGCCAGGGUUCGGGGCGAAAAUCCCUCGCGUUGUGAAAUGAAAUGUUCGGUUUCCUACAAAACAUCAGAUGUGUACAAUUUUUAAGAAAUGUAUUUUGUGUUUUGUAAACCGUAAUAACACAUUCAAUGUGGGAGCAAAAAUUAAAUGAAAUGCUGUACUGAUGAUUGUUGCAUACCGUUCGAAGGCAUGCUAUCUAUUUACACACGUCAGGGUACCCAAAAUGGUAUUGAAUGGGAUGAGCAAUCAGCUCAUUGUCUGUGCCUCUGUGGUCUCCUUUUCUCAUGUUUGAUCCAUUUAGUGAAGGGAACGGAAAAUGUGUGCACAUCGUAAGGAUCGUGGCAUGUGCCACACUGUGUCGCUUUUAUGUGUGUGUGUGUGUGUACAUGGUACAGGAAUGGAAUAAAAUGAAACGUAUACGAUA
This is a messenger RNA of Anopheles funestus (African malaria mosquito), 2247 nucleotides long. RefSeq names its product neuropeptides capa receptor-like. The coding region runs from base 520 to 1812 and encodes 430 amino acids. Gene Ontology annotation, cellular component: plasma membrane. The transcript has 7 exons. Gene Ontology annotation, biological process: G protein-coupled receptor signaling pathway. Gene Ontology annotation, molecular function: G protein-coupled receptor activity. The record is from RefSeq and is a predicted model, not a curated record. NCBI's taxonomy places the organism in Eukaryota, Metazoa, Arthropoda, Insecta, Diptera, Culicidae.